CCCGGGCUGUACUUGUUGACAUGGAACCUAAAGUAAUCAGUCAGACCCUCUCAAUGGCUGCUAGGUUUGGCCACUGGAAAUAUGACCAUCAGUCACACUUCUGUCAGAAACAGGGGUCUGGAAACAACUGGGCAAAUGGGUAUAAAUGAUCAUCGCAAGCUUCGCUAAUAAUAAUACAGCAUGUGAAUACUAAGCAACUGCCUAGAUUCACAGACAUCCUCUCUUAGAAGCAGAACUGUUGCUGCUGUGAAGUAAUAUACUGCAUGCAUAACAUUACCCUGAUUUUAUUGCUAUUGUAGACUGCUUGUGCUCUUUUUGCAGGGAACUGAGAUUGAUAUUUACAGUGAAGACCUACUACUCAGUUACAGAAAAGUGAACAAAAUGUCACCUUGAUAUCUAACUACUUGAUUUGUGGGUGCAGAAAGGGAGGCCAAUUUUAAAGAUCAAGCUUUUAAUGCAAAGUAAAUGGCACAACAGAACAAUUGAGGAUUGUUCACUGCAGGCAGCAUUGGUGAUAACAAAGAAUUAGAUAAAUGGAUCAGAAUUUUUAAAAGAAGGAAAAGCUACUUUAUAUGUUUGCUUGGUUGACUUUAUUGCUUUUGUUUUGCUAUAAGAGUUCUUGCUCUUUUCGCUUUCUCUCUUAUGCUGCAGUUACUCUGUUCAUGGGCCCAGGUACAGAGACGUUAUCAUGAACCUGGUACAGAAGGAAGCAGAGAAAUGUGAUCGACUCAGUGGAUUUUUCACAGUAAUGAGCAUGGCUGGUGGCACAGGAUCAGGCAUGGGAGCCUAUGUGACCCAGUGCUUAAGGGAUGCUUUUCCGACCUCAUUUAUACUCAACCAGGUUAUCUGGCCAUAUGGAACCGGUUAUUGUUCAAAACUACAACUCAGUUCUGACACUCUCACACCUGUACCAGUCAUCAGAUGCUCUCCUUGUUCACGAAAAUGAUGCCAUCCACAAGAUCUGUGCUCAGCUAAUGAAUAUUAAAAAGAUCUCCUUCAGGGAUGUAAAUCAAGUAAUUGCACAUCAGCUGGGAAGUGUGUUCCAGCCCUCUUAUUCCUCAGAAGAGGACUCACAGUAUAGCAGAAGCCCACUAGGAGACUUAAUGGAGUCGUUAGUUCCCCAUCCUGAAUUCAAGAUGUUGGGUCUUCGUAACAUACCGCAGAUGUCAGAGAACUCCCUGGCAUACAGCACAUUUACUUGGCCUGGGCUCAUCAAACAUCUAAGACAGAUGCUUAUUGCUCAUGCUAAGAUGGAAGAAGGUAUCGAUUGGCAGGUGCGACCACCAUUGCCAGGGCAUCCUGUCCCCCUAAAAGCGUCUUCAAAUCAGGCAAUACAUUUUAACACCUCCGUUGCCAACCUGGUUGUCCUGCGAGGAAAAGAUGUGCAAAGUGUUGAUCUAGGAGGUUUCAGAGAUCCAGCAUUGUAUACAUCCUGGCUAAACCCUCAAGAGGCUUUUAAUAUAUGGAAAACACCAAGAGCCUUUAACAAGUAUGAAAAAUCUGCUUCUUUGGUCAGCAACAGCCAGUUCUUGCUGAAACUUAUGGACAACAUUGUGGGGAAAGCUUGGAAUAUGUUUGCUUCCAAAGCCUAUGUUCACCAGUACACUAAGUUUGGGAUCGAAGAAGAGGACUUUCUGGACUGCUUCACAACUCUGGAACAGGUUAUUUCUAGUUAUGCUAGCCUUUGAUUUUCAACUACUUACAAGCAGGGCUUCAUCAGAGGGAGUACACACUGAAAGGCUUUCUUUGUCAGCUUCCCCAAGUUGAAGUGGCUAAGGGAGGUACUGGAGUGUAAAUGCUUUGUUGUUGUUGUUGAUGGAAUAGUAAUCUACAUCAGGACUGAAUAUAUUCCUUUUCUCCCAUACAGACAAGUGUAUUUUGUAUAUGAAUUUAUACACUGAAUAUUUAAUAAAAGUUUUAUUUUUCAGUA
Messenger RNA from Dermochelys coriacea (leatherback sea turtle), 1930 nucleotides. RefSeq names its product tubulin delta 1 (gene TUBD1). NCBI's taxonomy places the organism in Eukaryota, Metazoa, Chordata, Testudines, Dermochelyidae. The record is from RefSeq and is a predicted model, not a curated record. The transcript has 6 exons. Bases 810 to 1688 code for a protein of 292 amino acids. Gene Ontology annotation, biological process: mitotic cell cycle; microtubule cytoskeleton organization. Gene Ontology annotation, cellular component: cytoplasm; microtubule. Gene Ontology annotation, molecular function: GTP binding; structural constituent of cytoskeleton.